Oikopleura dioica is the source of this 282-nucleotide messenger RNA. The record is from the annotation of a GenBank genome assembly. NCBI's taxonomy places the organism in Eukaryota, Metazoa, Chordata, Appendicularia, Copelata, Oikopleuridae.
AUGCAGAGUUCGAUGAAGUGCUGCGGCUGGACCUCAUUUCGUGAAUACGAGAACGGAUAUCCCUCAUCAUGCUGCUCAGCUUAUGCCCUGGAUCCGGAGAAUAUCCGCCAAAUAUCAAGUUGGACUUGUAAAAAGCCGUUCACGAUCGCCUGCGAAGAGGCGGCCUUUGGUGUGCUCAAAUGGAUCAUUCUAACGACGAUUAUUGAAAUGGUUCGGAACAGUACUUGUUUUCUUCUAUAUCUCGAAAAAGAGUCGAACCAUGAUUUCUGCCAUAAUUGUUGA